CUUCCGGCGGCUGCAGCGGAAACCCUUGGCUUCUCUCGGUCUCGUGCUGUGCGGGAAGGACCGUGUGUGCACACGCGGGUCUCCUAGUUCUGGUGUCCUGCUGUUCCGCCCCUCUGGGUAUCUCCGGGCUUCUCUCUGUCCGUACUCUGAUGUUGGGUAGACUCGCCGGCUUUCCAGGUUGUGGAACGUGUGCGCUAAAAACUACAGGCGAGAGGAAGCUGUGAUGUAGAAGUCCUAAGUACUGCACUACCGGAAGCCGAAGCCGCGGUAACCAAAACGGUCUCCAGUAUCGCGCUUUAAAGUGGUUCCUCACAUUUCUUCAAAAUGAAUGUGACUGUUCGUUUCUUAAGACCUUUUGCCAGAUGUCUGGUGCCAUAUACCUUCCAUAGGACGAGAAGUAAUUCAUAUUCAAGAGUUCUGCAGAGAUAUGUGUCUUCCAAAGUACCUUCUCUGCCCUGUCAUAAUAAGGACAGUACAUCCCCUCCUGAGCAGCUAGAAUUGGAUGGGUGGAAAACUACAAUGAAAUCUAGCAUUCAAGAAAAUGGUGUUUCAGUGGUCUCCGACAAAGAUGGAGACUCUCUGGCUGCAACCAGAGAGCUAAUUGAGAUGUGGAGAUUGCUUGGCAAAGAAGUACCAGAACACAUCACUGAAGAGGAGCUCAAAACCCUUAUGGAAUGUGCUUCUAAGUCAGCCAAAAAGAAAUACUUAAGGUAUUUGUAUGGUAAGGAAACGAUGAAAAAAGCUAAGCAAAUGAAGAAGGAAAUGAAAGCAGCAGCCAGGGAAGAAGCAAAAAGGGCCAGGUCGCUAGAGCCUAGCACGGGAGAGGAACAGCGGGACUUCAUGUUUCUCCGACUCUGGGACCGACAGACCAACAUCGCACUGGGCUGGAAGGGUGUCCAGGCCAUGCAGUUUGGACAACCUUUGGUUUUUGACAUGGCUUAUGAUAAUUACAUGAAGCCAAUUGAACUGCAGAAUACAGUUUCUCAACUUUUAGAAAGUGAAGGCUGGAACAGAAGGAAUGUUGAUCCUUUCCACAUUUAUUUCUGCAAUCUUGAGGUAGAUGGUGCUUACCAUAGAGAGCUAGUUAAACGGUAUGGAGAAAAAUGGGACAAGUUGCUCUUAACAGCCACAGAAAAGUCUCCUGUCGAUUUAUUUCCAAAGGACAGUAUUAUAUAUUUAACUGCAGAUUCUCCCAAUGUUAUGACUACCUUCAAGCAUGAUAAAAUUUAUAUAAUUGGAUCAUUUGUUGAUAAAAAUACACAGACAGGAACAUCCUUAGCCAAGGCUAAACGGCAAAAUCUAGCAACAGAAUGCCUUCCACUAGAUAAAUAUUUACAAUGGGAUGUUGGUAACAAAAACCUCACCUUAGAUCAAAUGAUCCGAAUUCUGCUCUGCCUGAAAAACACUGGUAACUGGGAAGAGGCUCUCAAGUUUGUUCCCAGGAGAAAGCACACUGGCUAUUUAGAGGUUUCUGAGCAUUCGCAGGAAGCUUUUAGGAAACAGAAGAAGACAAAGACUUUAAAUUCGUUUCGAAAGGGCUCCUUAAAUGUACGCAUGUCGAAAAGGUGACCUAAGUGUGAAAGUAAUAAGCAGGCUGGAAGUACGGUUAAAAGAAUGUAUUUCUUUCGAGACUGACAGUAGAGGUUUGCCUUUUUGUUGUUUGCUUUUUUAAGACAGGAUUUCUCUGUAGCCUUGUCUGUACUGCAACAAGGCCAGACUAGGUGUAGGUAUCAGCAAAAGUUUGGAAGUUUGUUGUUUUAUUUGUUGUAAAAACAAUCAGAAGUUUAUAGAUUAAUCUAGAAUUGAACAUAAUAAAAGUUACUAGCAUUUUUUUUAAAUCAA
This is a messenger RNA of Rattus rattus (black rat), 1842 nucleotides long. It is a transcript of the gene Trmt10c, whose product is annotated as tRNA methyltransferase 10C, mitochondrial RNase P subunit. The coding region runs from base 325 to 1569 and encodes 414 amino acids. Gene Ontology annotation, molecular function: tRNA binding. The transcript has 3 exons. The record is from RefSeq and is a predicted model, not a curated record. Gene Ontology annotation, cellular component: nucleoplasm; nucleus; mitochondrion. Lineage: Eukaryota; Metazoa; Chordata; Mammalia; Rodentia; Muridae. Gene Ontology annotation, biological process: positive regulation of mitochondrial translation; mitochondrial tRNA 5'-end processing.